Ilex paraguariensis (yerba mate) is the source of this 720-nucleotide messenger RNA. NCBI's taxonomy places the organism in Eukaryota, Viridiplantae, Streptophyta, Magnoliopsida, Aquifoliales, Aquifoliaceae. The record is from the annotation of a GenBank genome assembly.
AUGUCUUUUUCAAUAGUAGUGGUGACAAAGAUUAUUGUUGAUGUUGACCCAGUUUUGGCUGGUGGAGAUUGUGAGAAAUGCAUCAAGUUACCAAGAGAAUACCAGCUGCUUCAGCGAAGUCUCACUCUCCAAAAUCCCAAUCAGAACAUUUCCUUUCAUCUUCUUGGAGGGAUGUUCAAGAAACUUACACAGGUCGUGUUGAUUGGAUUUCUAGCAUGGGCAUAUCAAACAACUCUCCCUCUACCUCCCAAAGUCUCUGGCUCCCCAUUUGGUCCAUCCAUAACUCCAACCAGCAUAAAGCUUAGAGAUGGAAGACACUUGGCCUAUAAGGAGCAUGGUGUCCCCAAAUCAAUGGCCAAAUAUGAGAUUGUCUAUAUUGAUGACAUUGGCCACUCCAGCCAUGAUUUGCCAAUUGCAAUACCAGAAUUGGCUGAAGAAUUUGUAUCUUUUGAUAGACCAGGCUAUGGAAAAAGUGACCCAGAUCCGACAGGAGCCAUAGAAAGUAUAGUUCUGGAUAUAGAAGAGCUUGCUGAUCAGUUGGAACUAGUACCCAAAUUUUAUGUAAUUGGUUUUUCCAUGGGAGGCAACAUGGCCUGGGGCUGCCUCAAGUACGUUCCACACCGGUUGGCAGGAGCAGCAUUACUUGCUCCAGCUAUCAACUAUUGGUUGCCUGGGUUUCCUGCAAAUUUAUCUGCUUUAGUCAAUCGACAAUUUCCAUGA